Molecule: messenger RNA, 660 nt
Organism: Peniophora sp. CBMAI 1063
Lineage: Eukaryota; Fungi; Basidiomycota; Agaricomycetes; Russulales; Peniophoraceae
Source: the annotation of a GenBank genome assembly
AUGUCGGGCGGAGACGGAGCGACUUCGCGGAAAGACGCUCUGGAUGCAUUGGACGGUACUCAAGGUUACUCCGCGGCGGAAUGGAAGGAUUACUACCUGAGCCGUAUGGAUGAGAUCGACGCCAUCAUCCGUGCGACAGCAACGCCACAGCCUCCUUCGGCGCCGGCUCUUCUCGCAGAGAAGUCUCCUGAGGUCAAAGAACGGAGCCCUGUACCAGCUGCAAUGCAGAAGCCUACGAUCAGUACGGGGAUGUGCAUCCGGAUACCCUCGACGAAGACUGCGAAGAAAGCUCACGUUGCUCAAGAGGUCAUUGAGAUCAACGAUGAUUCGCCCCGCAGACCUGUAUCGAAGCCUAGGAAAGUAUCUGCCACGAAGUCCACCCGUGGUAUUAAGAAGCGAGAGGCUAUCACGGCUGACGGCGGUCCGCCGAAGAUCGACUAUUCGAAGCGCAACAAGUCAGUGACCAAUGGGGAUCUCAACGACGUAGCGCAGUGGAUCGUCUCACACGGAGAUGCUUGGUCGACGAUGAGUGGAACCGAACGUUGGAAGACAUAUUCGCGCAAGAACACGAGGCGGUCCUGCUCAGGGUGGCAGCAUGUGUCGAAGUACUAUGCCGAAGGUGAGGACUUCCACUCUACCGUGUCUGAACAACACCACUGA